Messenger RNA from Melozone crissalis (California towhee), 371 nucleotides. Its product is annotated as gallinacin-1 alpha-like. Lineage: Eukaryota; Metazoa; Chordata; Aves; Passeriformes; Passerellidae. The transcript is spliced from 4 exons. Bases 15 to 302 code for a protein of 95 amino acids. The record is from RefSeq and is a predicted model, not a curated record.
UGUUCUUCUGUAAGAUGUCGCCCCCCUCUAAGAACUAUUGGAAGAUGUUCAGACAUGUCCGUGUGCUGCAAAAGCCCCAAGAAGACCCAGGACAGGCAUCAGCCAUGAGGAUCCUCUACCUGCUCUUGCCCUUGUUCCUCCUGCUGGUGCACAGUGCUGCAGGAUCCUCCUUGGCGCCAACAAACAAGAAAGAGUGUCAGAAAGAAAAUGGCUACUGUGGAUUUUUGAGCUGCAAAUACCCCUGGGUCAUCAAAGGAAAAUGUUCCAGGUUCUUCUAUUGCUGCAAAAAUCCCAGGGGCUGAGACCCGGAAAUUCCCAAGCAGGACACGGCCCUCGCUUCUGGCUGCUUCACCCAUCUGCUGAUGUCCCCA